AUGGCCCGUCAUACGGGAAGUGAAGAGAAUAGACUGCGCGGAUAUAAAGCAGCCGCCCAUAACCCACGCAAUUCCAGCGAGGCUCGCGCCCACGCCCAAGAAGAAGUCACCAAGUUGUCCCACGCCGAACACGAGCACGAGCGCCAGAGCGGUCAACCCCAAUACAGCAGCGACGAAGAGCAUCCCUACAACGAGCGGCACGAGGAGAAUGUGAAGCGGGGCCUGAAAGCGGCCGUGCAUAACCCAAGGGUUUCGCAGGGUGGGAAGGAGAGAGCGCAGCAUAAAUUGGAUGAGAUGGGUGAGCCGGUGGAGUGA
Molecule: messenger RNA, 315 nt
Organism: Penicillium oxalicum
Lineage: Eukaryota; Fungi; Ascomycota; Eurotiomycetes; Eurotiales; Aspergillaceae
Product: Con-6 family protein
Exons: 3
Coding region: 1-315 (104 amino acids)
Cellular component (GO): cytoplasm
Source: RefSeq, a predicted model, not a curated record